Microcebus murinus (gray mouse lemur) is the source of this 4187-nucleotide messenger RNA. It is a transcript of the gene PRPF40A, whose product is annotated as pre-mRNA processing factor 40A. Gene Ontology annotation, cellular component: U1 snRNP; U2-type prespliceosome. The record is from RefSeq and is a predicted model, not a curated record. Gene Ontology annotation, biological process: mRNA cis splicing, via spliceosome. Gene Ontology annotation, molecular function: RNA binding; protein binding. NCBI's taxonomy places the organism in Eukaryota, Metazoa, Chordata, Mammalia, Primates, Cheirogaleidae.
CUCGGGAAGCUGGGACACGGUUGUCUCCCUUUUCCCUUGGGGAAGUUGGUGGAGUUUUCCCCGCUGAGUUCUCGGCGCAGAAACUUCCCUCGUCCCCCUCCCCCCCAUGCAGGCGACGCCGAGUGAGGCUGAGGCUGGGGGCGAAUCACCACAGAGCUGCGUGUCAGCGGCGCACUCUGAUUGGACAGCAGGGAAGCCUGUCAGCUUAUUGGCCCCGCUGAUUCCGCCUCGUAGCGCCGGGCAGCCUUUAACCUUUAGCCCUAGCGGGCGCCAACCACUCAGAUCGCUUCUUGUUGGUAUGUGUAGCGGCAGUGGCCGCCGGCGGAGCAGUCUGAGCCCGACGAUGAGGCCGGGGACAGGAGCCGAGCGCGGAGGCCUCAUGGUGAGUGAAAUGGAGAGCCAUCCUCCCUCGCAGGGCCCUGGGGACGGGGAGCGGAGAUUGUCCGGCUCAAGCCUCUGCUCCAGCUCUUGGGUCUCUUCUGACGGCUUCCUGAGGAGACGGCCCUCGAUGGGGCACCCUGGCAUGCAUUAUGCCCCAAUGGGAAUGCAUCCUAUGGGUCAGAGAGCGAAUAUGCCUCCUGUACCUCAUGGAAUGAUGCCACAAAUGAUGCCCCCUAUGGGAGGGCCACCAAUGGGACAAAUGCCUGGAAUGAUGUCUUCAGUAAUGCCUGGAAUGAUGAUGUCUCAUAUGUCUCAGGCAUCCAUGCAGCCUGCCUUACCGCCAGGUGUAAAUAGCAUGGAUGUAGCUGGAGGUACAUCUGGUGCAAAAUCAAUGUGGACUGAACAUAAAUCACCUGAUGGAAGGACUUACUACUAUAAUACUGAAACAAAACAAUCUACUUGGGAGAAACCAGAUGAUCUUAAAACACCUGCUGAGCAACUGUUGUCUAAGUGUCCCUGGAAGGAGUACAAAUCUGAUUCAGGAAAGCCUUACUAUUAUAAUUCUCAAACAAAAGAAUCCCGCUGGGCCAAACCUAAAGAACUUGAGGAUCUGGAAGGAUACCAGAAUACCAUUGUUGCUGGAAGUCUUAUUACAAAAUCAAACCUGCAUGCAAUGAUCAAAGCUGAAGAAAGUAGUAAGCAAGAAGAGUGCACAACAACAGCAGCCCCGGUUCCUACAACAGAAAUUCCAACUACCAUGAGCACCAUGGCUGCUGCAGAAGCAGCAGCUGCUGUUGUUGCAGCAGCAGCCGCAGCAGCAGCAGCUGCUGCUGCAGCCAAUGCCAGUGUUUCCACUUCUGCUUCUAAUACAGUCAGUGGAAGUGUUCCAGUUGUUCCUGAACCCGAAGUUACUUCCAUUGUUGCUACUGUUGUAGAUAAUGAAAAUACAGUAACUAUUUCAACUGAGGAACAAGCGCAACUUACUAGUACCCCUGCUAUUCAGGAUCAGAGUAUUGAAGUAUCUAGUAAUACUGGAGAAGAAACAUCUAAACAAGAAACUGUAGCUGAUUUUACACCCAAAAAAGAAGAGGAAGAGAGCCAACCAGCAAAAAAAACAUAUACUUGGAAUACAAAGGAGGAGGCAAAGCAGGCUUUUAAAGAAUUGUUGAAAGAAAAGCGGGUACCAUCCAAUGCUUCAUGGGAGCAAGCUAUGAAAAUGAUCAUUAAUGAUCCACGGUACAGUGCUUUAGCAAAGUUGAGUGAAAAAAAGCAGGCGUUUAAUGCCUAUAAAGUCCAGACAGAAAAAGAAGAAAAAGAAGAAGCAAGAUCGAAAUACAAAGAGGCUAAGGAAUCCUUUCAGCGGUUUCUUGAAAAUCAUGAGAAAAUGACUUCCACAACAAGAUACAAAAAAGCAGAGCAAAUGUUCGGAGAGAUGGAAGUCUGGAAUGCAAUAUCAGAACGUGAUCGUCUUGAAAUUUAUGAAGAUGUUUUAUUCUUUCUCUCAAAAAAAGAAAAGGAACAAGCAAAGCAAUUGCGAAAGAGAAAUUGGGAAGCCCUCAAAAACAUACUGGACAACAUGGCUAAUGUAACAUACUCUACUACUUGGUCUGAAGCACAGCAAUAUCUGAUGGAUAAUCCAACUUUUGCAGAAGAUGAAGAGUUACAAAACAUGGACAAAGAAGAUGCAUUAAUUUGCUUUGAAGAACACAUUCGGGCUUUGGAAAAGGAAGAAGAAGAAGAAAAGCAAAAGAGUUUGCUGAGAGAAAGGAGAAGACAGCGUAAAAAUAGGGAAUCUUUUCAGAUAUUUUUAGAUGAAUUGCAUGAACAUGGACAACUACAUUCUAUGUCAUCUUGGAUGGAAUUAUAUCCAACUAUUAGUUCUGACAUUAGAUUCACUAAUAUGCUUGGUCAGCCUGUUUUUUCAUUAGGAUCAACUGCACUUGAUCUUUUCAAGUUUUAUGUUGAGGAUCUUAAAGCACGUUAUCAUGAUGAGAAGAAGAUAAUAAAAGACAUUCUAAAGGAUAAAGGAUUUGUAGUUGAAGUAAAUACUACUUUUGAAGAUUUUGUGGCAAUAAUCAGUUCAACUAAGAGAUCAACUACAUUAGAUGCUGGAAAUAUCAAAUUGGCUUUCAAUAGUUUACUAGAAAAAGCAGAAGCCCGUGAACGUGAGAGAGAAAAAGAAGAAGCUCGGAAGAUGAAACGAAAAGAAUCUGCAUUUAAGAGUAUGUUGAAACAAGCUGCUCCUCCAAUAGAAUUGGAUGCUGUCUGGGAAGAUAUCCGAGAGAGAUUUGUAAAAGAGCCAGCAUUUGAGGACAUAACUCUAGAAUCUGAAAGAAAACGAAUAUUUAAAGAUUUUAUGCAUGUGCUUGAGCAUGAAUGUCAACAUCAUCAUUCAAAGAACAAGAAACAUUCUAAGAAAUCCAAAAAACAUCAUAGGAAACGUUCUCGCUCUCGAUCGGGGUCAGAUUCAGAUGACGAUGAUAGCCAUUCAAAGAAAAAAAGGCAGCGAUCAGAGUCUCGUUCUGCUUCAGAACAUUCUUCUAGUGCAGAGUCUGAGAGAAGUUAUAAGAAAUCAAAAAAGCAUAAGAAGAAAAGUAAGAAGAGGAGACAUAAAUCUGACUCUCCAGAAUCAGAUGCUGAGCGAGAGAAGGAUAAAAAAGAGAAAGACCGGGAGAGUGAAAAAGACAGAACUAGACAAAGAUCAGAAUCAAAACACAAAUCACCUAAGAAAAAGACUGGAAAGGAUUCUGGUAAUUGGGAUACUUCUGGCAGUGAACUGAGUGAAGGGGAAUUGGAAAAACGCAGAAGAACCCUUUUGGAGCAACUGGAUGAUGAUCAAUAAAUUAUACCAAAUAUAUGUUUACAGUAUGAUUUAAAGUCUAAUUCAGACCAGGGACUCUAUUUUAAGUUCAACUGAAAUAACACUGGGUUUUAAUUAUAUCACAAAAAAAGUGCAUUUAAGUAUUGUUAUUGUGGGACUUUAUAAAAGCAAAGGAAGUUGAAAAUAACUUUUGAUUCUGUAUCAAGAAUCAUAUUUUCAUACGGUCAUAACUGUCUUUCUGUGACCCUUUCAUAGGGCACUGCAGGAUGGAUUAAAGGUGGCAAUUUACUGAUAACUGCAGAUGUCUCUACUUUGUUCUACAGUCUAAGUCAUGAGGUGAUUCAAUUUACUUUAUAGGAGUUGGAUUUUGAAGAUAUAAUGAAAAAUUUUUGGUAAUAUAGUAGUACAAAAAAAGCACCAGCAACUGAUACAACUGCUUUUUUGUGCACUACCCAACUGGUUAAAGCCAAUGUGAUCUUUUAUGGUGACUCCUAACAAGUAGGCAUUUUUGAUGGAAACUUGGUAGACCCUUAACUAUAGUGGUGCUAAGAAGCACUACUGUAAUAAAGCCACCAUUAUUUUUUAUGAAACAUCUAAAUACAUUUUUAAAAGGCUAUUAUGAGGGCAUUAUUUUGAGCAUCUAUUUUGAGGUAAUGUUUAAAAAAGUUAACAUCAAAUCAAAUUGUAAAUUAGUUUAAAUAUAUUGCCUUAAGGACCUACUAAAGAAUGUGCCACCAGACUUUAAGUGAUAGUUGCAAUAUCCUUGUCUAAAAAAAAAAAAAAAAAUCAAUGUUGACUUAAACAUUUUCUUUAACAGUUGUCUUUUUUUUAAUCCAGUCUUUCUCUUGCUUUUUUUUCCAUUGAGGGAGUCUUUUACCUUCCCUACUCACUGAGAAGUAUUGACUUCGUGGUACACAUUCUGAAGCAUUUCUGAUUUGAAUAUUUUUGUACAUUUUUAUCAAUUAUUAAACCUUCUCUUCUAGUG